This is a messenger RNA of Periophthalmus magnuspinnatus, 1414 nucleotides long. RefSeq names its product gap junction alpha-5 protein-like. Bases 60 to 1175 code for a protein of 371 amino acids. The transcript has a single exon. Lineage: Eukaryota; Metazoa; Chordata; Actinopteri; Gobiiformes; Gobiidae. Gene Ontology annotation, cellular component: connexin complex. The record is from RefSeq and is a predicted model, not a curated record. Gene Ontology annotation, biological process: cell communication.
CCAGUGGUCCUAUCGCUAUAGUCUCUGUCUGGACCCAGCUCGGCUGUGUGUGAGUGGUGAUGGGGGACUGGAGUCUCCUUGGGAACUUCUUAGAGGAGGUCCAGGAACACUCCACAUCUGUUGGAAAAGUCUGGCUCACAGUGCUGUUUAUUUUCCGGAUCUUGAUUCUGGGUACAGCUGCCGAGUCGUCUUGGGGUGACGAGCAAAGUGACUUCCUAUGUGACACGCAGCAACCCGGUUGUACCAAUGUGUGCUAUGACAGCGCUUUCCCCAUUGCCCACAUCCGCUACUGGGUGCUGCAGAUUGUCUUUGUCUCCACGCCAUCACUGAUCUACAUGGGUCACGCAAUGCACAUCGUACGGCAGGAAGAAAAACGCAGACGCCAGGAGCAGGAGGAGGGCGGGGCUGAGAGCGGAGAGGACCUGGAUGGGGAGAAGGAGUACAUCCAGCAAAAGGAGAGUAGGAGGGAAGUCUCAUCUGAUGUGCCCGGAAAAGUGCGGUUAAAAGGGGCCCUGCUGCAGACUUACAUCCUGAGCAUCUUAAUCAGAACAGUAAUGGAGGUGACGUUUAUUAUUGUGCAGUACCUCAUUUACGGGAUCUUCCUCAAAGCCUUGUAUCUAUGUAAGUCAAGGCCCUGUCCAAAUCCAGUCAACUGUUACAUGUCACGCCCCACAGAAAAGAACGUCUUCAUCAUUUUCAUGUUGGUAGUGGCUGGUGUGUCUUUGUUGCUUUCAAUAUUGGAGCUCUAUCACUUGGGCUGGAAGAGCAUUAAAAAGCGUGUACACAAAAGGAUGAUACAGAGAAAGGCAGUGACAGUGUCUGUAUCUGCAGCUCUUGAACCCAACAGUCCACCACGGCCGUCCACCUGCACACCGCCCCCAGACUUCAGCCAGUGCUUAUCGGACCAGAGCUCCAUGGCGUCACAUCCAUUCAGCAACAGGAUGGCUUUGCAGCAGAACUCAGUCAAUCUGGCCACAGAGAGACACCACAGCUGUGACAAUGUAGAGCACGACAGGGAUUUUCUGAGAAUAAGGUACGAGCAGGUACCCACACAGCUGCCCAACAGCUGUUCACAGUCCCCUCUGAUACAGUCCAGCUUUAGCAAGGACAAUCGGCGCCUUAGCAAGAUCAGCGGGGGCAGUAGUAGAGCCCGCCAAGACGACCUAGCCGUAUAAACUCACUGUGAAAAUAUAAAGCACAAGAGGGUUUGACUGACAAAAUGCUGGGUUUAACUCCCUGUGAGAGACAUGAAAUCUUUGAGAAUAUAUGUUCUGUAAAAUGUUCUAAUGCUUGAAAAAACAAACUGCAAAAUUACUUUACAGGGUUAGAUGUUCUGUAUCUGAUAAUUGCGCCUAAACAUGGAAGAAAGUGGUUAAAACCAGGUCAUAAAAAACUGAUAAACAGACUAUAAAGA